AUGUGCAGAUUUCUGAUAUUCAAGGGAAAGAAGCCGUUGUUGCUCUCGGAUCUGUUAACGAGUCCGGCGCACUCGAUCAUCAACCAAUCAUUCGACUCUAGACUCAGACUGGAUAUGAGGAGACCAAUCAACGGGGACGGGUUUGGCGUAGGCUACUACACUUUGGACGAGGAACUUGAUCAAGAUGGUCCCUGCGUUUUCAAGGCAAUUACACCGGCCUGGAAUAACCUGAAUCUCAAGAGGUUGGCUGAAAAGACCAAAUCUGAGCUGGUGUUUGCCCACGUGAGAGCUUCUACUUACGGUGUGUUGAGCGAGACCAACUGCCACCCUUUCACCUAUCACAACAUCAUGUUUAUGCAUAACGGACAGAUUGCGUAUUUUGGAAGAAUCAAGCGCAAGAUCUUCGACCAUAUCGAGGACGAGUUUCUGUUGCACAUUCAGGGAGCCACAGACUCUGAGUGUGCUUUUGCGCUCUUUUUGGAUACUUUACACAAGAUGGGCGUCAACAUAAAAGACCCCAGGGGCGAUUUUGGUCAUGCAGUUGUGAGAAAGGCCUUGAUGAAGACGAUAGAGUACAUCAAGGAAUGGACUGUUGAGCUGAAUGUUGAAAACCCUGAGCCCUCUUUACUGAACUUUGCCGUGACCGAUGGUUCUUCCAUUGUGGUAUCGAGAUAUAUCACCUCAAAAACUGAGGAGGCUGCCUCAUUGCACUUCAGCACUGGUUCUAGCUUUGUGGAAUACGAGCCGGGCCAGUACAGGAUGGAAAGGGUUGAUAGGUCCCAGGAUGUGAUCAUGAUUGCUUCGGAACCGCUCACCUUUGAGAGAGGCGAUUGGAUUGCGGUACCUACAAACUCUAUGAUCACUGUGAAGAACCAGACUGUUUUGCUGCAUCCUAUACUGGACGAGUUCUACCAGGAAAGUCCCUCUUUCAGAAGAAGCUCUGGCUUUGCCGAAUCAAGAGGUCUUAUGGGAAGUGUCCCAAUUGCAGAAACCGUGGACAGAGACCUCCCUCCUUUGGAAAGAGAAGGAAGAUCGCGCUCUGUGGUUGCCAUUUGA
Molecule: messenger RNA, 1056 nt
Organism: Kuraishia capsulata CBS 1993
Lineage: Eukaryota; Fungi; Ascomycota; Pichiomycetes; Pichiales; Pichiaceae
Exons: 1
Coding region: 1-1056 (351 amino acids)
Source: RefSeq, a predicted model, not a curated record